Molecule: messenger RNA, 535 nt
Organism: Perkinsus marinus ATCC 50983
Lineage: Eukaryota; Perkinsozoa; Perkinsida; Perkinsidae
Product: eukaryotic translation initiation factor 2 gamma subunit, putative
Exons: 6
Biological process (GO): positive regulation of translational fidelity; formation of translation preinitiation complex
Cellular component (GO): eukaryotic translation initiation factor 2 complex; cytosol
Molecular function (GO): translation initiation factor activity; tRNA binding
Source: RefSeq, a predicted model, not a curated record
CAAGGACGAUCAAGGCCAUGUUACCUGCCGUGCCAUCAAGACUAAGGUCAAGAGUCUCCAUGCUGAGAAUAACGAGCUGCAAUAUGCCGUCCCCGGAGGUCUUAUCGGCGUUGGUACACAAAUGGAUCCCACUCUCACCCGAGCGGAUCGCUUAGUUGGACACGUCCUCGGCUAUCCGGGCCAUCUUCCUGAUGUCUAUGAUCAGAUCGAGAUCAAGUAUCAUCUUCUCCGUCGUCUGCUCGGUGUGAAGCAAGACACUGAUGCUUCGAAGCAUGGCGAGGGCUAUAAGGGUCCCUCCAUUACGAAGCUGAAGAACAAGGAAAUUCUUAUGGUCAACAUAGGAAGCACUGCCGCUGGUGGACAGAUUGUCGGCACUAAGACUGAAGGUUCGGUGGCGAAGGUCCAACUCGCUGUACCCGUCUGCGCGAAUGUUGGUGACAAGCUGGCCCUGAGCCGACGUAUCGACAAGCAUUGGCGUCUCAUUGGCUAUGGCGAAAUUGUGAAGGGCAAGAUGGUAUCCGGCAAGACUGCUUAG